Scaptodrosophila lebanonensis is the source of this 2910-nucleotide messenger RNA. It is a transcript of the gene rt, whose product is annotated as protein O-mannosyltransferase 1. NCBI's taxonomy places the organism in Eukaryota, Metazoa, Arthropoda, Insecta, Diptera, Drosophilidae. Gene Ontology annotation, molecular function: dolichyl-phosphate-mannose-protein mannosyltransferase activity. The record is from RefSeq and is a predicted model, not a curated record. Gene Ontology annotation, cellular component: membrane; endoplasmic reticulum. The coding region runs from base 10 to 2715 and encodes 901 amino acids. The transcript is spliced from 4 exons. Gene Ontology annotation, biological process: protein O-linked glycosylation via mannose.
ACGCACACAAUGUCCACCUACACCAGCACUAUACAGCGGCGAAAGGCGGCAAGAUCCAAAUCGAAAACAAAACAACAACAUGCAGAGCAUCUCAUAGACAGCCAAAAUGAGAGCAACGAACAAAACGAAAGACUUCACUUUCGCACCACAGGCGACAAGCAGUCACAGUCGCAGUCGCAGUCGCAGCCACAACGUCGUCGUUCAACAACCUCGGCAGCUAACUCACCACUGUGCUGUAACGGCAGCUUACCCACCACAGCCGUACUCAACUGUUGUCGCGACGUCAACUGCCACCUGAAUGCACCGCUGCGCGGUAGCGUUGAGCGCAGUAGACGAUCGGCGAGCUGGAAAUCAUCGACUCAAUCCGAUCGCGCCUCCCCAGCGCCAGCCUCGAAUUCGCCAUCACCAACACCAACAUCGUCUACCUCCGCUCACGCCCCCACCUCUGAACAGGACGAAGAACGGCGCACACACUUGUGUUCCAGUGCGCCUGCUGGCGGCGUCUGUGACGAGGAUUGCCAUAAGCUUAAUGCUGAUCGGGGCCACACUCCGGCACGAUUUACUGUUAGCCUGAACAUUGAUCUUAUCAGCUGGGGUCUGUUCCUGUUGGCGUUCAGCACUAGAUUCUACAAGUUGGCAACGCCGCCGCAUGUCGUCUUCGACGAACUUCAUUACGGCAAGUACAUCUCCCACUAUCUGCGCAAUGUAUUCUUUUUCGAUCAGCACCCACCACUCGGGAAGCAAGCAAUCGCAGCAGUAGUCAGCUUUGCUGGCUACGAUGGCAAUUACACGUUCCCGCGCAUUGGUGCUGCCUAUGCUCCCAACGUUCCGAUCUUCUGGUUGCGUUUCUUGCCGGCAUUAUGUGGCAGCCUCCUAGCUCCGGCAGUCUACAAGCUGCUGCAGGACGCGUUACUGCGACGCUGGACAGCUGCGCUCGGAGGCCUGCUUGUGGUGCUGGACAACUCGCUGUUGACGCAGUCGCGUUUCGUGCUCAUGGAGUCGAUGCUGCUGCUAUGCAGUACUCUGGGACUUAGCUGUCUGAUCCGUUUCCAGCGACUACCCCUGGGCAGCUUUCGUUGGGUAACGACUGGAGUCGCAGCAGCACUGUUUCUUGGCUGCGCCGGCAGCAUUAAGUAUGUUGGCUUCUUGGCCUUGGCACUGGCCGGUUACAUUAUGUGUCGGCAUUUCUGGCAAAUUCUUUACGAUAGUCGGGUGUCGGAUUUCCAGAUAUGGAUGCUUGUACUGGGUCGUACCCUAUUGUUUGUCGGCAUACCACUUGCCGUCUAUGUGAGCGUUUUUUAUGUGCACCUACAAACGCUUUAUCGAGCAGGACCGCAUGACAGCAUUAUGACCAGCGCGUUUCAGGCCUCGCUGGAUGGUGGCUUGGCAUCAAUAACGCGCGGUCAGCCCCUCAAGGUGGUUCAUGGCUCUCAGAUCACGUUGCGGCACACGCAUGGUCGCACCUGCUGGCUGCACUCGCACGCCCACGUCUAUCCGGUACGCUACAAGGAUAAGCGGGGCUCCUCCCAUCAGCAGCAGGUCACAUGCUAUUCCUUUAAGGACGUGAAUAAUUGGUGGAUUGUUAAGCGGCCGGAGCGUGAUGAUCUGGUGGUGGGUGACGAGCCUGAUCCCAUACGGCAUGGCGAUGUCAUUCAGCUGGUGCAUGGCAUUACCAGUCGAGCCCUCAACUCCCACGAUGUGGCCGCGCCGAUGACGCCGCAGUGCCAGGAGGUCAGCUGCUACAUUGACUACGAAAUAAAAAUGGCGGCGGAACUGUUGUGGCGCGUGGAGAUUCUCAACAGACGCACUGAAGGAGAGCUCUGGCAUGCCAUUAAGUCCGAGAUACGUCUGAUCCACGAGACGACGGGCGCGGCACUACGCUUCAGUGGCCGCCAACUGCCCGACUGGGGCUUCAACCAACACGAAGUGGUUGCCGAUCGCGAGCAGGCUCACGAGGAUGCCAUUUGGAAUGUGGAGGAGCAUCGCUAUACGAAGACUCAAGAUCAGCGUGAACGCGAACGUCAACUCCUCUCUGCUGAAAUGAUACCCACCAAGCGGACAAGUCUCUCCUUUUGGGCCAAGUUUCUGGAGCUGCAGACGAAAAUGUUCUGGCACGCCAAACAGCUUUCGGGCCACAUGUACAGCUCAGAGCCAAUCGAGUGGCCGCUGCUUGACAAGGGUAUUGCCUACUGGCUGGAUUCGGGAUCUAGUGCGCAGAUCUAUCUGUUGGGCAACCUGCUCAUCUGGUAUAGUGGUACCUUCAGCCUUCUGGCCUAUGUAUUGCUGUUCUCCUUCCACGCAGUGCGUAGACGUCGUCUCUGCCUUGAUCUGUCGGAAUGCGAGUGGCAACGCUUUCUGGAUGCUGGGGAUACCUUCUUUAUGGGCUAUUUAAUACACUACUUGCCAUUCUACUUUGUCGACCGGACGCUCUUUCUGCAUCACUAUCUGCCCGCCUUCCUCUUCAAGCUGAUGCUGCUCUGUUUCGUGGUGGAUCAUGUGGACUAUCUGUUGCGCCGGCACUGCGGACGUGCCCUCUUCAUCUUGAGGGGCUAUCGUGUGGGGAUUCUGUCUUGGCUGAUAGCUGUUGCCGCGGUAUUUGUCAAGUUCUUGCCACUGAGCUAUGGAACACGAAAAAUGUCUAGCGAAGAAGUUAUUGAACUGCGCUGGAAGGACACCUGGGACUUUGUGCUUCAAAAGAACUAUGCUCUCUAUUGAGAGUGGGCCGUCCUUUGAAUUGUUUGUUGCUCAAGAAUACCUUGUAUCGAAUUGUUAUUGUUUAUAAUCGAUAUACAAUUUUGGCAUUUACAUAGCUAUACAAAUUAUUUGCCUGUUUGACCACCCACAAGAAAUACAUACUCGUACAUACAUUCAUACAUACUCGUAUGUGUAGCUUUGUCUUAUUUUAAGUUA